AUGGCAUGCACCAACUGGAAACAGGAAGUGGAAAGGGUGAUGGAGGUGGAUUCCCCAAUCACCACAAAAGCUGAAGGAGUUCUCAAAGUCUUGGAGGAGCACAAGAUGUUGUACAAGUUGAAGUUGGUGCCAUCCCAGCUCCUUGUCCAUCCCCAGAACAGAUCUGGUGGUUUGCUGAAUGUGGCAGACAUGCAUGCAAAAGGAGCUGCAAUGCAUUCCAUUGGCUUUUCCUUCAAGAAGCUAUCAGAAUCCAUUGCCUUUGAGAUUCCUAUCUCUAAAAAAGAUUUGGUGUUCAAGGCAAACCAGUCCUUGAGUGAUUUGAACAGCAAUAUGGUGGCCAGGCCUUCUGGUGAGCACAGUGUCAAAUCUGGUGCUAAUGAAUUGGAAGUAGCAGCCACAAUAGCUGCUGCCUUUGAGCAACAAGAAAGUUCAAGCAAGGAUUUGAAGAAAGCCCAGGCCACCGCUUUGGCAAGCAGGCCAUCUUGCUCUGAUUACAUCAACAGUGUAACACAGUUUGUGAAACAGUUCUCAGGAGGAGAAAAGUUUCCAUUGCUGAAGCUCUUGCAAAGCAUCAGCAAGCAAUUUGCUGGCACUGCUCUUCUUGGGCAAGAAUUCAUGGAGCUUCUGGCUUUCACUGAUUUCAAGAACAAGCAGAGCACCAUGCCUUGGAUUCGAAUGUCUUUGGCUACUUGCCAAAUGUGCUCACCAAAGGCUUACAUCAAGGAUGGUGUCAGCAGAUUCAUCACACCUUCUGACUUUACCAAGUUGAAACAGAAAGCCAUGCUGGACAAGGUCAAGCAGGCUGAGGAGUUGCUGGGGAAAGGCUAUGAGCUUUUGCAAGCAUCUCCACUGACAUUGGACCAGCAGGCACACCCCAUGGCCAGGUACCUCACCAGACUUGGCUUGUUUCUCUUGAACAAAGAAAGCAAAGGGCAGGAAGGGAAAGAAUAUACAAGCUUGGCCAACAUCACUGAUGCUUUCACUGCUGAAUGCUUUGAAAUGAAGCAACAUGGACAUUUGAAUGCAAGGCAAGCAGAGCUUGCUGAGGAAAGUGAUGACAAGGAAAUGCCAGAAGCCCUGGAAAGUUGCCAAGAUCCUAUCCAAAUUGCUUGCAAGAUGUUCAAAUUGAAGGUGGGGAGCCAUUACACCCACAAUGGCCAAGUCAUGAAGCUCACCAAGGUUGAAAAGGAUUCAGCCACCUUGGUCUACAACCCCUUCUUUGGCUCUGCAGUGGACCACACCCUGACCCAUGAUGAUUUGAAAGGCAUCAAGCCUUUCACAAGGCCAGUACCUCAUCUGCACUCUGCUGCAGAUAUUGCUGCUCUCUACCCCAGUAAUGCAAUGGUCAAGGAGAUUGCCAGGGCCAAGGCCCAGCAUUUGCUCUAUGAAAAAUACCUGCAGACUGGAGAAUUUGAUGUGGUUGUGUCCAGCAUGGGGCAUUUGUUUGCCAAUGCAGAUUUCAAGAAGGGUGAGCUGACUUUGCUGCCCUUUGGGAACGUGGCUGUGGUGGCCAAGGAGAAAGUGGCCAAGACUUCAGUGGUCCUGUUUUUGGCUGGGUGGCGACAAGAAGAUCAGCUUGUGGUGAGCCAUACCAAGUGCAAUUUUGAGAAGGCCACUGGCUGCUGGUCACCUUUCUUCUGGUGCAAGGAGAGCAAGGAUGACAAAGAGGAAAAGCCCAACAUGACAAAGGCAACUGUGAAGUAUGAUGAGCUGACCAUGCCUUGCAUCAAGAACAAAGAAAAGCUGACCAAAGGGACAGCUUUGUUUUUGGAGCCCACAGAGGAAUCCAAGAAAGCAAGGAAGAAAUGA
Molecule: messenger RNA, 1809 nt
Organism: Cladocopium goreaui
Lineage: Eukaryota; Dinophyceae; Suessiales; Symbiodiniaceae
Source: the annotation of a GenBank genome assembly